GGGAGGCGCCGCCGCCGCGCUCGGGUGUCCCGGGGCCGGGCGGGGCGGUGCCGGCGCUGGCGGUGCCCCGGCGCGGGGUGAGCAUGGUGCCCUAGCGCUGGGGCUAUGUCGGAGGCGGCCCGCAGCCUCCUGCAGCGCUGGGGCGCCAGCUUCAGGAAGGGCACCGACUUCGACUCCUGGGGGCAGCUGGUGGAGGCCAUCGACGAGUACCAGAUAUUAGCAAGGCACCUACAAAAAGAGGCGCAGUCUCAGCACAACAACUCGGAAUUCACAGAAGAUCAAAAGAAAACCAUAGCUAAAAUUGCAACAUGCUUGGAACUGAGAAGUGCAGCUUUACAGUCCACCCAAUCACAGGAUGAGUUUAAGCUUGAGGAUCUGAAGAAGUUGGAACCAAUCCUAAAGAAUAUCCUCACUUACAACAAGGAGUUCCCCUUUGAUGUUCAGCCUGUCCCACUCAGGAAGAUUUUAGCACCUGGAGAAGAGGAACACUUGGAGUUUGAGGAGGAUGACGAGGAAGGAGGAGCUGGAGCAGGGUCUCCAAAUUCUUUUCCUGCUAGGGUUCCAGGUACUUUGUUACCCAGAUUGCCAUCUGAACCCGGGAUGACGUUACUCACUAUCAACAUAGAGAAAAUUGGUCUGAAAGAUGCUGGGCAGUGCAUUGAUCCUUACAUCACUGUCAGUGUAAAGGAUUUAAAUGGGAUAGAUCUGACUCCUGUGCAAGAUACUCCCGUGGCUUUGAGAAAGGAGGACACAUAUGUCCAUUUUAAUGUGGACAUCGAGAUUCAGAAACACAUUGAAAGACUAACAAAAGGUGCAGCUAUUUUCUUUGAAUUCAAACACUACAAGCCUAAGAAAAGGUUUACUAGCACCAAGUGCUUUGCUUUCAUGGAGAUGGAUGAAAUUAAACCUGGGGCAAUUGUUAUAGAACUGUACAAAAAACCCACUGACUUUAAAAGGAAGAAAUUGCAACUGUUGACCAAGAAACCACUUUACCUUCACCUCCAUCAAACACUGCACAAGGAAUGACCCUAGUUGUGAGACUUCUGUGAACUGAACCACACGUCCUGGUAGCUGUGUGUAGUAGCCUUAGCCUCCGAGGGGCGGAAAGAUCCGACUGUAUUCAUGCCAGUAGGUCAGACGGGACCAUCACACACUGCACAGCACUACUUCAGGGUCAGGGGCAAGCCCACCAUGCAAGUGCAAGGUUUUUUUCAGUAACUUCCAGAUACAGAUUUUUCUGAGAGCCCUGAAAUAUGUUGAUUGCUUUUCCUAAGUUUGCUGUUCAUCACUUUUUAUCUUAACCGUUACUAUCCUUUUGCCUCAACUUCCACCCAGGGAUGGAGACUGCCCCUCUGCCAAACCUGCAGCAAUAAAGACGUGGCAGGCCUACUAACUGUUUACACUUGCUGUGCUAUUGUAGUUCCUCUCAUCUGCAUUUCAGAGUCCUCUGUAGUGGACAGGGUGGCAGAAGACUGGGAGAGAAGGAUGAGGUGGGGUGGGAAGGAGCUUGAGGUACUGCAGGUGCUUUGAAGUGAGAGAGGAGGUGGGCAGGUCGGGUGGGUGGCCACAGCACAGCUCCUCCAACAGCUGCUUGGCCGUGGUCAGGUCGAGGAGCAGGACAACUGCAGAUGAGAACACUGAACUAUGAUUUUAACAGCCUUGCCUGAUCCACUUGUACUGAUUUUUGGAUACAUGUUACAAUCCUUUAAAUCACUGUUACUCCCUAAUAGAGCUAUUUUUUUUCUGUAUCUUGUCAGAGAGUGGUUUGCAAAGGUGGGUGGGGGAUAGAGAGGCUGCUCCAGGGCUCUGUCCUGGUGGCAGUGGGUGUUUCACCAUUGCAGUGACAGCAGGACAGGCCCCUCAGUGUUGAAAUGUUGAUUUUCCAGAGCUUUGUAUAAAGCAGAUCUGGCUAGCAGGCCGACCCACCUUUUACAUGAAACUGCUGUUCUUAUGGAAACUGAUUGUAUGCAGUUUUCUGCAUAUUUUGUGCAAGUCUGGAAACUUACUCUAAAAAUUACCUUUUUAUGUAAGUAGAUAGGAUUAUCAUUUAUUUUCUAUAUUUUUGAUUUGGUGUGUAAUAAGCUGCAGGACAUUGGCUUAUUAUGACACACUUGCAUUCAUCUUUUGACCUAAUAAAGGGACAGAAGUAGAACCCAGUCAAAUUUUUCAUAUAUUUGCGUGGAUAUUUAAUACGAUACUUUAAGGUUUGAUAAACUUCUUGCAUAUCUAACCUAGUGCCUGAAUACUCUGCUAUGCUAACUGAGGACCCAGCUCCCACAAUAGUGUCAAUUAUUUUAAACAGCCUGGAUGCAGGUGUAUCAUCCAUUCGUCUUCUCUGUCAUAUAACCCCAAGAUGUUACAGUAUGAGAUGUUACUUUUCCUCCUGCUACUUGUCUGUCUCCAGGCAGGUGUUCAGCAUUUUUGGCUUUACCUUACUGAUUAGGAUAAAAAGCUGGUUUUGAAUGUCCUAA
Molecule: messenger RNA, 2471 nt
Organism: Pseudopipra pipra
Lineage: Eukaryota; Metazoa; Chordata; Aves; Passeriformes; Pipridae
Gene: AIDA
Product: axin interactor, dorsalization associated
Exons: 10
Coding region: 106-1026 (306 amino acids)
Biological process (GO): determination of ventral identity
Cellular component (GO): membrane
Molecular function (GO): phosphatidylinositol binding
Source: RefSeq, a predicted model, not a curated record